AUGGCGCGUCUUACACAGUACAACUAUGUCUUCGCCAUUGGCACUUUCUUUGCCAUGCUCGAUGCAUACAACAACGGUGCCAACGAUGUUGCCAACGCAUGGGCUACCUCCGUGUCUUCUCGCUCGGUCUCCUACCGCCAGGCCAUGAUUCUGGGUACCAUCUUCGAGAUGGUCGGUGCCAUCACCGUUGGUGCUCGUACCGCUGAGACGAUCAAGAAUGGCAUUAUCCCUCCCAAUGCUUUCAAGGACGAUGCCGGUGUUCAGAUGCUCGCAUUCACUUGUGCUCUCGCUGGUGCCUCCAUGUGGGUUAUGUGGUGCACUAAGCACUCCGCUCACGUCUCAUCGUCUUACUCGCUUAUCUCUUCCGUCGCUGGUGUUGGUGUCGCCGUUGCUGGUGCUGCCAACGUACAAUGGGGUUGGAACAAGGGCAAGGGUCUUGGUGCCAUCUUCGCAGGUCUCGGAAUGGCACCUGCCGCUUCUGCCUGCUUCGGUGCCAUCAUCUUCAUGCUGAUCAAGAUGACCGUCCACGUCCGCAAGAACCCCAUUCCAUGGGCCAUCUGGACUGCACCUUUCUUCUUCCUCGUUGCUGGAACCAUUUGCACACUUUCUAUCGUCUACAAGGGAUCGCCCAACCUCGGUCUCAACAAGAAGCCCGCGUGGUAUGUCGCAACCGUCACCAUGUCUUGCGGUGUCGGUCUAGCCUUCCUAUCCUUCCUCUUCUUCGUCCCUUACCUACACGCCAAGGUUGUGAAGCGCGACCACACCGUCCGCUGGUACCACGUCUUCCAAGGCCCUCUUCUCUUCAAGCGUCCCGCCCAGGAUGGCGUCGAGGCUGCCGUUGUUCCCGACUAUGCCGUCGUCCAGGAGGAUGAAGAGAUGAAGAAGCCCGAGCAGAACAACGACUCCGAAGAGGGCAUCACCGUCCACGACCACGAGAAGAUGGCCAUCUCCACCGACAUCGCCGAGCACCAACAACCCAGCUACAAGGAGCUCGUCGCCCAAGGCCAAGAGCGCUUCCACUCCAAGCUCCGCGCCAAGAAGGGACCUCUCGGCUGGGCCAUGCGCUACCUCCACGAGAACAAGAUCCAAACGGGCGAGAUCUACGAAAAGAAGAACAUGCUCAUCACCCUCAAGCGUAUCCCCGCCAUGCUCGUCGUCGGCGCCCUCUACGGCGUAAACUACGAUAUCCACGCUGCGCAAACUGGUAUCCACGGCACACCCGAAGGCCGCCGCAUGGAGCGCGUCUACAGCCACGCAAAGAAGUACUCCAACGAAGUCGAGCACACCUACUCCUUCGUUCAAGUCCUCACCGCCUGCACCGCCUCCUUCGCCCACGGCGCCAACGACAUCGGAAACGCCGUCGGCCCCUGGGCCGUCAUCUACGGCGCGUGGAACACAGGAAAAGCCUCGCAGUCCAAAGCAUCCGUGCCUGUCUGGCAACUCGCCGUCCUCUCUGCUACACUCUCCCUUGGCCUUGUUACUUACGGUUACAACAUCAUGAAGGUCAUGGGUAAUAAGAUUACUUAUCACUCGCCUAGCAGAGGUUGCUCCAUGGAGAUGGGUGCCGCGCUUACGGUGCUUAUCUUCUCGCAGUACUCGCUUCCUGUUUCGACGUCCAUGUGUAUUACCGGUGCGACGGUUGGUGUGGGUCUUUGCAAUGGUACGCUCAAGGCUGUUAACUGGCAAAGAGUGGGGCUUUUGGUGUUUUCGUGGAUUAUGACUAUUCCCAUUGCGGGGACUAUCGGUGGUGUUUCUUGCGCUAUUGUUCUUAACGCUCCUCACUUCGGUUGA
This is a messenger RNA of Alternaria novae-zelandiae, 1791 nucleotides long. RefSeq lists its product as uncharacterized. NCBI's taxonomy places the organism in Eukaryota, Fungi, Ascomycota, Dothideomycetes, Pleosporales, Pleosporaceae. Gene Ontology annotation, cellular component: membrane. The transcript has 3 exons. Gene Ontology annotation, biological process: phosphate ion transmembrane transport. The record is from RefSeq and is a predicted model, not a curated record. Bases 1 to 1791 code for a protein of 596 amino acids.